This is a messenger RNA of Pollicipes pollicipes, 2090 nucleotides long. RefSeq names its product collagen alpha-1(XV) chain. The record is from RefSeq and is a predicted model, not a curated record. The transcript is spliced from 7 exons. Bases 31 to 1125 code for a protein of 364 amino acids. NCBI's taxonomy places the organism in Eukaryota, Metazoa, Arthropoda, Thecostraca, Pollicipedomorpha, Pollicipedidae.
UGACGCUGUGGCGCCACUGUUAACGAUGUGAUGGAGCAUGACCUCAGUGGUGAUGUGGCGAUAACAAUUGACGUCACUAACAAUGAUUCGGUGAGCGACACCACUGAUUGUGAUUGUGCGCUUCACAAAGGGAUGAGAAGGCGUCCCACCAACUCUAUCACGGAGCUCCGUCUGCAGCUGGGCAGCGGACCGGCAGGACCGCCUGGAGAGUCGGGCUACGGCGGCCGCGGCGGGCAGCAGGCGGCCUCGCCCCAGAUCGUUCCCGGCGCCGUCACCUUCCCCAACAAGGAGGCCAUGCUGAAGCGUUCCGAGGUCAGCCCGGUGGGCACGCUGGCGUUCGUGAUGGACGAGGAGGCCCUGCUGGUCCGCGUCAGCGCAGGCUGGCAAUACGUGUCGCUGGGCUCCGUGGUGGAUCAUAAACCGACAGAGCCACCCACCACCACUGCGCAGACGGCUGAGCACAGAUCGCCGCCCCCCUUCGAGUCCGGCAACCUCGUCUCGCAGGUGGACGGCCCCAGGCUGCGUCUGGCGGCGCUGAAUGAGCCUCACCACGGCGACAAGAUGGGCCUGCGGGGCUUCGACUACGAGUGCUACCGGCAGGCCCGCCGCUCCAAUCUCCACAGCACGUUCCGCGCGCUGCUCUCGUCCCGCACGCAGAACCUGGACAGUAUCGUGCGCACCGAGGACCGCACCCUGCCCGUGGUCAACAUUAAGGGUGAUCUCCUAUUUGAGAGCUGGAAGAGCAUAUAUAAGGGAGACGGAGGAGUGUUCGCGCAAAGACCAACGGUCUACAGCUUUGACGGGAAGGACGUGUUACAGGAUGCGUUGUGGCCGCAGAAGAUCGUCUGGCACGGUGCCACCGAGCGCGGUGAGCGCGACCUAGACAAUUACUGCGACGCCUGGCACUCCUCUUCUGCUGACAAGGUCGGCAUGGCCAGCAGUCUGUUCCACAGCCGGCUGCUCGAACAGGAAACUUACGCCUGUAACAACCGCUUCAUCGUGCUCUGCGUCGAGGUGGGCAACAUGCGGCGGCGGCGGCGGCGCAGCGUCGACAGCGACGUGCUGAUGAGCCCCGAGCAGUACGCCGAGCUGCUGCAGCAGCUGGACUCGGAACAAGCCGAGUAGGCGACCCGGUCCCCCGGCCGCUGCUGCCGCCCGGCCGGCCCAGAGACGUGAUACGCCGGCCACCGCCGGAGUUGUUGUUGUUUUCGUGUCGGCGCCGCGCCGUUUGGUGCGUUCUGCUCUCUGUUCUGCUGUCCGUCUAGCGGGUGCGCACCCGCCGUGUGCUUGGAUUUGUGGACUUGACGCGGGGCGGCCACAGGCAAUAAGCACCGCUGAGGAUGAGAACUUCUUAAUUUUUUCCGGGCAUUUCGCGCCGCGGUCAGCGAUUUCUAUGCGAGGCCCUGUGAGCACAAUCACUGCCAGUGUUUGUCAAUAAUCAUCUUCUUUUCGGAGGUGCGUCUACGGGACAUCAUUCCAUCGGUUCUGGACACGUGAUAUGUUUUAUCCGCGUGCAUUGCUUGCUUGGGCAGCGGAAUGCCUCGGUUUGAGAGGUGUUGUCAAUUUUUAUCACGUGUUUCCAUUUUGUGAUAAUUCAUAACGCUUUUAGUUGAACUUAAGUAUGAUUUAAGGCUUAAUUAGUCUUAUUGAAAGCAAGAGCUUUGACGAGAUGCUUUGGUUAGCUUACGGCUUGUUUUAGUUACAACUUGGUCAAUGCGAUGCUAAUGGUUUUCUGCUUGUGCCAAACUUAUCACGCUAGUCCAGUGUAGUUUGUUUUGUAAAUUUUAACAUUUCGGUGAAAAUGUGACGAGCUGGCCGGCCUUCUACCUACGGCAGCUAGGGCCUCUCACAGAAUUAGCACUUUUUAAACGAAUAUUUGAUGACCCCAAUCCUUUUUUCUCCGCGAGUUUUGAGAACAGUGUGUAAAACAAACCCUAGCCCUGCGGUCGUGUGGCAGUUCUUCCAUUUUCAAUAAUAGCUAUGUAUGUAUUCGAAUUAGACCUGUAAUUGUGUGCGUUCUUUCCACAUUGCUGUAUAGGGAGAUCGGCUUCGCUUUGAUGUUUUGUGAGAAAUAAACGUAGUCAAAUGUA